Molecule: messenger RNA, 1070 nt
Organism: Haliotis rubra (blacklip abalone)
Lineage: Eukaryota; Metazoa; Mollusca; Gastropoda; Lepetellida; Haliotidae
Product: small integral membrane protein 7-like
Exons: 5
Coding region: 86-313 (75 amino acids)
Source: RefSeq, a predicted model, not a curated record
CAGUGUAGAUUGUACACCGUGGCCGGAGUAAACAACUGCUAGAAAGAGUAUUUGUUUCAGAAAUCGGCGCCGUGACUGUUACGAAAUGAUAUCAGACCUGAUAAUAUGUGGGACUCUCCUCAUGAAUGCAGGGGCAGUGCUAAACUUCAAGUUGAAAAAGACCCAAGAAGAGGGAGCAUUUGGUGCUGAACGUGAUCCAACAGUUGGGGACAAGGUUCGGAGCUUCCUGCUCAGUCUCCGGCAUCUCAGGAUCUUCAUUGCUUUGUGGAACAUCUUCAUCAUGUUCCUCAUGAUAGUAUUCUUUGGCCACUGAGCAGACGUGUACAUUACAAGAGCCUGUUGAAAGGGAGUUACCUCCCUUGGACUAGCAGUCCAGACAACUGCGGUCUUCUCACAUUAAAUAUGGUGCAUAUGGGUACAGGGUUGUGACUUGAAGAGUUAAACUGACAUAUCUCGUAAUAAUCCUUUCCGAGUCUCAAAGACUGUUAAUUACAGGUUAAAUAUUGAUAGUGGUAUAGUGAAGAACUUUGGCAGUUGUGGGCUCUAUGGCAACAGGAACCAUCCUUAUGUAGAAUCUUGAAGAGUCAACAGAAAUUAAAUGGAAUCAAGGAAGCACCACAAAAGCACUGAGUGGGGUUGGGGUAUUGUAUGUACAAUUGGGGAAAUAAUUCUUGAAAAAAGUGGCACUGAUGGUCUGUGGUGUUUUGUGAAGGAUUUAAUACCUUUGCUGUUAAAAAUGGCGUAAAACCAAACUCACUCACUUAUACCUUUGCACAUAGAGAGGGUGCUAUGUUUGUGGGUGAUUGUCAAGGUUGUGUCAGGCUGCUCAUGGAGGAACUUGUCCAGGCACCCACUCCACUACUGCUUGGACGAUUCCAGAUUGUUUUAUAUUAAUAUUUCUCAGUGUGUGACCACUGUUGCCACGGUGAUGAGAAACUGUUAUGUGGGGAAUAUGGUACACACGGAAGUGUUACGUCAUGCAGGCAUGUGUAAAUAUGUAUGAUACACUUUGUAUGUGACACUGUCAUGCAUUUCAUUGUACAUAUCAUUAAAACAAUAACAUUUGUCAA